Molecule: messenger RNA, 1309 nt
Organism: Haliotis rubra (blacklip abalone)
Lineage: Eukaryota; Metazoa; Mollusca; Gastropoda; Lepetellida; Haliotidae
Product: spermatogenesis-associated protein 4-like
Exons: 6
Coding region: 17-871 (284 amino acids)
Biological process (GO): regulation of cytoskeleton organization
Cellular component (GO): axoneme
Molecular function (GO): microtubule binding
Source: RefSeq, a predicted model, not a curated record
GCAACGCCGGAAGUUUAUGGAGAAGUGCGUAUGUCAGAGAGAAGGCAGUCAUAACAUCUCAUUGUUGGAGGCUUUAACAAUGUCCGGGUUGUCAAGAGAAGUGUUGAGGUGGAUCCAAAGUCUAGACUUGACAUGGCAAUUGAAAACACCGAAGUGGGAUUUGACGAAUGGUUACCUCGUAGCUGAGAUAUUUUCAUGGUACUUUCCGCAAGAAAUACAGAUGCAUUCAUAUUACAAUGGAACAUCACUAGAUCCAAAACAGAAGAACUGGUCUUUGUUGAAAAAUUUCAUCAAACGCCAGCACAUUGAUAUUCCGGAAGAUUACGUAGAAGGCACAAUUCACUGCAAGGAGGGAGCUGCCAAUCUUCUCACAGAGAGGAUGUAUGAGAUCCUCACAAACAGGAAAGUGAAAAAAGUCCCUUCAGAAGUGGAGGUGGACUUCACUGACAAGGCCUACCAGAGCAAGCUGCCUAUGCAUGCCAGAUCCACAGCCUCUAAGUCCAUCAAAAAUAAUCUACGUGUCACAGAAAUCAUGGCCGAUCAGGACCUCAUACUCAGUGCACAAAAGGCACAGAAAAUAAUUAAUGAUCACAUCGAUCACCGAAGGGUGGAAAGAUACGAAGAUCCACAUAGGUUUAAUGUCAAACUAACUAUUGGUGAAAAAAGUCUACGCAGACCACCACCUCCACUGAAGGAGAAGUCUGAUGCAAGCCAAGCUUUGGAAGACACUGAAUGUAUGCCAGCACGGGAACAUACUGAUACUUCAAAUGGCCAGUCAAUGGCACGAGAGCCAAGUGUCCACUUCAAGGAAGUCCAAGUGAAUCAAGUGGACAAAUCAGCAUUCUACAAUAUGCCCAUCCAGGGCUACUAGUCCUUGUCUCAUGAUGGAGAGAGGCUGUCAGCUUUUGUCUAAAACAGGAUGUCAAACUUUGGGAUAUUAUCAUUCAACCAGCAGAAUUAGUUGUUUGAGAUAAAUCAACUCUUGCCAUUUUGGAACUUUAAUACUGACAAACAGCUGCAAGAAAAAGUUGUAUUAAUUCUCUGUCCUAAAAUCAUUGUCACAUUUUUGGUAAGUUUCUGUGAAUUUAUAUAGUUUAUUUUAUUUCAUUUCGUCAAAAAAAUUCUUUGUUUGUUGCAAGUGCUGAAAACACUUUGAAUCUAUUUGUAAAAAGGUACAAGUGGCUGUAGUACUUAUGGUGUAGCCCAUAUACUGUAUAAAAUUGUAGAUGACAGGCAUUGUAAAUAAAUCAUUGACGUUGCACAUUGUACAUUGAAUGAUUCUGAAUAAAGGUGUAUGAAUACAACCCAA